AUGCUGGGCCUGCUGAGACGCUCGCAGGUGCGUUUGGCGCUUCGCUCAGCCCCUCGGCGCGGAGGCUUCGGGUCGCCCAAGGAUCAUGAGCCAGCUUGGAUUGAACGUUGGAUGGCCAACAGGCGUGAGGGCCAGGACAACAUGGACUGGUUUUUUCGCGUAUUCAAUUCCACUCGCAUCUACGAGAACUUCCUGAAAAGCUCUCCACGAUUCUACGGAUUCGUUGUCUGGUCAGCGAUCAUCGGCGGGUACUGCUGGAGCCGAAUGUGGGACCACAUUUGGAACUAUGUCAAUCAGGGCAAGCUAUACCGUCACAACCCCUAUGUGUACCCGAUCCCAGAUGAUGACGAGUGA
Messenger RNA from Symbiodinium pilosum, 354 nucleotides. The record is from the annotation of a GenBank genome assembly. NCBI's taxonomy places the organism in Eukaryota, Dinophyceae, Suessiales, Symbiodiniaceae.